AUGCAUUAUGAAAUUGAAGCUAAUAACCAACUUAUUAUGAGCUUAUCCGUUCGUUUCCACAAGACAAAUGCUGGAUUAAGACUUUCACCAACAUUUGUUGAUUUGAUAAUGUGGACAGAUGUUGCAAAGUCGAGCCUUUGGUUUGGUCUUGGAUGUUUAUGUUUCUUGUCUUCUUGUUUUACAAAAGGAGUCAGCUUUAGCAUCUUUUCAGCGAUUUCACAACUUGGUCUUCUAUUCUUGGGUGCUUCAUUCUUCUCAAAUUCAAUUUUGCAAAGAAAUAAAGAUGAAAAGAAGCGUGAGUUUAAGCUGAAAGAAGAGGACAUUUUGAGAUUUGGUAGACUAAUUCUUCCAGCCACAAACCUUGCAAUUUCAAAGACAAGAGAUCUUUUCUCAGGAGAGCCAUUAGCGACCCUCAAAGUAGUUCCAUUUUUGCUUCUAGGAGCUGAGUAUGGCCAUAUUAUAACAAUGCGGAAGGCUUUUUGCUCUUGGGUUUUUUUUAUCUCAUAAUGAGCAGUAUUGGGCACUUUCUUGUUGCUGAGUUUGGCUCAUUGGCAUAUCCUUUUACAAAAGAUAAAAUCAAGGAACUGAAAGAUGAAGAGGAG
Molecule: messenger RNA, 602 nt
Organism: Pistacia vera
Lineage: Eukaryota; Viridiplantae; Streptophyta; Magnoliopsida; Sapindales; Anacardiaceae
Product: reticulon-like protein B18
Exons: 6
Coding region: 1-507 (168 amino acids)
Source: RefSeq, a predicted model, not a curated record